GUUGCUCUACUGACUGCUCAGCUAAGGCAAUGUACACGCGUUGUAAGCUAUAAAGCCCAGCUCGUGGCUUUUUCUGGUGUUUUCCCUGCCUCACACAACUUGACCCGUAUUCUUUCCAUUCUACUGAGGCUUUUCACCCAUUGCUCGCUGUAAAAGACCCUCUUCACCACACGCACGCACGCACUUACAAGACUGCCAAUUCUUACGUCACCCACUGAAUUGGCUCUUGUUUCGUCAUCUCGCUACCAUUGACGCCGGCCGUGGUUGGCGCCCUUGGAUAUAGCAUCCUUCUUUACCUUAGUACCUAGACUCAACAGCUUGACAUUUACCCGAAGCUAUUCACAAUGCCGUUCCUUGCUCGAUCCAACUCCCCGGAUCAGUCCUUGGACUUUAAGCCAUUAUACCUAGGCUUCGAUCUCUCGACUCAGCAGCUCAAAGCUCUGGUUGUCGAUUCAGACCUCAAGGUCAAAGGUGAAGCCAAGGUUGACUUCGACAAGGACUUUGGCCACAAAUAUGGCAUCAAGAAAGGUGUCCACGUCUACGAGGAGACAGGCGAGGUCUAUGCCCCCGUUGCCAUGUGGCUAGAGUCUGUAGAUCUCGUCCUCGACCGUUUGGCCGAGUCUAUGCCUGUCCCUCUAUCUCAUAUUCGCGGUAUCAGCGGCUCUUGCCAGCAGCAUGGCAGUGUCUACUGGAAUGGCAAUGCCUACGAGAUUCUUCACCAUCUGGAUCCUCGUCUCCCGCUGGUUGUUCAGCUACCACAGGCCCUUUCCCACCAGUGGUCGCCCAAUUGGCAGGAUCAGAGCACCCAGGCUCAAUGUGACGCUUUUGAUGCUGCUCUUGGCGGUCGCCAGAAGCUUGCUGAGGUGACAGGCAGCGGUGCUCACCAUCGAUUUACUGGAACCCAGAUUAUGCGCCUCAAAAAGGACCUCCCAGACAUGUACGCCAAGACGGCUCACAUUUCCCUCGUCUCCUCAUGGCUGGCAUCCGUCUUUCUCGGCGCCAUCGCCCCCAUGGAUGUCAGCGAUGUCUGUGGUAUGAACCUCUGGGACAUGUCCCGCCAAACUUACAGCGAACCUCUUCUCGAGCUUGCUGCUGGAAGCAAGCGUGAGGCCCUCAACCUACGAAAGAAACUGGGUGAGCCUUGCCUCGAUGGUGCUGCUGUUUUGGGCUCCAUCUCUCCCUAUUUCGUGGACCGUCACGGUUUCCACCCUGACUGCCAGAUCACACCAUUCACAGGUGAUAACCCCGGAACUAUUCUCGCCCUUCCCCUUCGACCUCUCGACGCCAUCGUCUCUCUCGGUACUUCGACGACAUUCCUCAUGAACACACCAAAGUACAAGCCUGAUGGUGCUUACCACUUCUUCAAUCACCCCACAACCGACGGCCACUACAUGUUUAUGCUGUGCUACAAGAACGGAGGCCUAGCACGCGAGCGAGUGCGAGACCAACUCCCCAAGCCUGAUAACGGCCCUACCGGCUGGGAGAACUUCAAUAAGGCUAUUGAGAACACUCCUGCUCUGGGUGCUGCCAAGGAGGGCGAUAGGCGCAAGCUUGGUCUGUACUUCUACCUUACCGAAGUGGUGCCCAACAUCCGUGCAGGCACUUGGCGAUACUCAUGCGAGCCAGAUGGCUCUGACCUUCAGGAAGUUAAGGGAGGAUGGGACAAGGAGACUGACGCUCGAGUGAUUGUUGAGUCUCAGGCCCUGUCUAUGCGCCUGCGCUCUCAGAACCUGGUUGAGAGCACUCGAUCCGGCCUACCAGCUCAGCCCCGCCGCAUCUACCUCGUUGGAGGUGGCUCUCUUAACCCAGCCAUCGCCGGCGUCAUUGGCGAGGUCCUCGGCGGCAGCGACGGUGUUUACAAGCUCGACGUUGGCGGCAACGCCUGCGCCCUUGGCGGAGCCUACAAGGCUCUCUGGGCUCUCGAGCGCCAGCCAAACGAGACAUUCGAUGAGCUCAUUGGUAAGCGAUGGACUGAGGAGGGUAACAUCCAGCGCAUUGACGAUGGUUACCGCGAGGGAACCUAUCAAAAGUACGGCAACGUUCUCGGAGCCUUCGAAGGCCUGGAGAACAAGAUCCUCACCGAGCAGGCCUCGGAGUCAAAGGACGGACGAAGACGGCCGCAGGAGAGUGCUUGACUUAAAAUUCAGGGUAUCUAAUGUCUAAAAUGGAGGAGUUUGUCUAUCACAUUAUCUAACGUACUUGCUCAUGAAGCGCCUAUGAAAGUCGGAACGGAGGAGAUCCUAAAGGUACGGGUUAGCGAAUGAUGUCUCUUCGUCUUUGAAGGAAAAAUAAACAGAAAAAGAAAUACAUAUAGAACUGAGUCGCUGGCAGAGAAUGCUUUGCGAAAAAGAAUCACCAAACUUACGUUUACAAACUCCUUUUUCUUGCCCCUGU
This is a messenger RNA of Fusarium verticillioides 7600, 2394 nucleotides long. RefSeq names its product xylulokinase. The transcript has 3 exons. Lineage: Eukaryota; Fungi; Ascomycota; Sordariomycetes; Hypocreales; Nectriaceae. The record is from RefSeq and is a predicted model, not a curated record. Gene Ontology annotation, molecular function: D-xylulokinase activity. Gene Ontology annotation, biological process: D-xylose metabolic process; xylulose metabolic process. The coding region runs from base 345 to 2135 and encodes 596 amino acids. Gene Ontology annotation, cellular component: cytosol.